AGACGACGAGUUCUCCAGCUCCAUGGAGACCAACGUGGUUCUUCGUAACGACGGCCAGGUCAUGUGGGACCAGCCAGCCAUCACCAAAAGCUCCUGCUCCGUGGACGUGGCCUUCUUCCCUUUUGACCUUCAGCAGUGUCACCUGACCUUCGGGUCCUGGACCCACAACGGCAACCAGAUGGACCUGUCCAACGCCCUGGACAGCGCCGACCUGGCCGACUUUGUCCCCAAUGUGGAGUGGGAAGUUCUUGGCAUGCCGGCCAAGAAGAACGUCAUCCUGUAUGGUUGCUGCUCAGACCCGUACCCGGACAUCACCUUCAGCCUCCACCUGAAGAGACGAGCGUCCUUCUACAUCUUCAACCUCCUCAUCCCCUGCAUGCUGAUCUCCUUCCUGGCUCCGCUGGGCUUCUACCUGCCGGCUGACUCUGGAGAGAAGGUGUCUCUGGGAGUCACGGUGCUGCUGGCCCUCACCGUGUUCCAGCUGCUGGUGGCUGAGAGCAUGCCCCCCUCCGAGAGCGUCCCGCUGAUAGGAAAGUACUACAUCGCUACCAUGACGAUGGUCACUGCAUCAACGGCGCUCACCAUCUUUAUCAUGAACAUCCACCACUGCGGUUCUGAAGCUCGGCCCGUCCCCCAAUGGGCCGAGCGCUUCAUUCUGAACUACCUCGCCCGCAUCUGCUUCGUGUACGAGGUCGGGGAGAACUGCCUCGGCAGGACCCCGUCCAGGAAGCUGCCUCUGCCGCAGGAGGAGCCCGAAGCCCCCGCAGCCAAUGGGAGCAAAGGAGCAAACUGGGAUGUGAACGGGCAGUGUGGGGAGUCUCUAAAGCCGGAUCGGGACGGGACCACCCAGACCGAAUGGAAGGAGGAUCUGUUUGUGACCAUCAACCAUUCGGAGGAGGAAGGAGCCGCCGGAGGACACGAGGGGAAGUGGGAGGAGUCAAAAAGCUCCGGUCGAGGAGGAGGGGAGCAUGUUGAAGAGAAGAAAGGCGUAGGCGGUGAUGGGGGGGUCCGGAGGGAGAUCUUUGUGAGAACCCAGUGUGUGUGCCAGCACCAGGGACUGCGCAGCAACGUGGAGUACAUCGCCAACUCGUACCAGGACCAGCGAGCAGCGCAGCUCCGCAUCGGGGAGUGGAGGAAGGUCGCCAAAGUCAUGGAUCGCUUCUUCAUGUGGCUCUUCUUCAUCCUGGUCUUCUUCAUGAGCAUCCUCAUCCUGGGAAAGGCCAUAUGACGGAGAGGGCUCUCCAUCGGGGCGUCCCAUGAGAGGGGGGGGGGGGGUAUAGAGUAGCGAUGACAUAGUUUGCUUAACGUUAAAAUCAGUUUGAAGUCUAAAAUCAGUCUAAAGUCUUAAAUCAGUCUUAGUCUAAAUUCUAAAAUCAGUAUUAAGUCUAAAAUAAAUCUUAAGUCUAAAGUCAGAAAUCAAUCUUAAAUCCAAGAUAAUUGUUAAGUCUAAAGACUAAAAUUUGUCUUAAAU
Molecule: messenger RNA, 1471 nt
Organism: Etheostoma cragini (Arkansas darter)
Lineage: Eukaryota; Metazoa; Chordata; Actinopteri; Perciformes; Percidae
Product: neuronal acetylcholine receptor subunit alpha-10-like
Exons: 4
Coding region: 23-1228 (401 amino acids)
Biological process (GO): monoatomic ion transmembrane transport; nervous system process; chemical synaptic transmission
Cellular component (GO): neuron projection; synapse; membrane
Molecular function (GO): extracellular ligand-gated monoatomic ion channel activity; transmembrane signaling receptor activity; neurotransmitter receptor activity
Source: RefSeq, a predicted model, not a curated record